GCGGCGCCAGGCGGAGACGAAGCGAGGCGGGGCGGGGCGCGCCGGGCCGGUUGCUAAGACUUGGCGAAGCGCUGCGCUCGCUCCCGGAUCUCUCAGGCGGCUGCAGGCUUCAGCCUGCGCCAGUCGGUGAAACCGAGAUGUCAGAAAAGGAGAACAACUUCCCGCCGCUGCCCAAGUUCAUCCCCCUGAAGCCCUGCUUCUACCAGAACUUCUCUGACGAGAUCCCGGUGGAGCACCAGGUCCUGGUGAAGAGAAUCUACCGGCUGUGGAUGUUUUACUGCGCCACCCUCGGCGUCAACCUCAUCGCCUGCCUGGCCUGGUGGAUCGGCGGAGGCUCAGGGACCAACUUCGGCCUGGCCUUCGUGUGGCUGCUCCUGUUCACGCCUUGCGGCUACGUGUGCUGGUUCCGGCCGGCCUACAAGGCCUUCCGAGCCGACAGCUCCUUUAAUUUCAUGACAUUUUUCUUCAUCUUCGGAGCCCAGUUUGUCCUGACCGUCAUCCAGGCGAUUGGCUUCUCCGGCUGGGGCGUGUGCGGCUGGCUGUCGGCAAUUGGGUUCUUCCAGGAAAGCCCAGGCGCUGCUGUGGUCAUGCUGCUUCCGGCCAUCAUGUUCUCCGUGUCGGCUGCCCUGAUGGCCAUCGCGAUCAUGAAGGUGCACAGGAUCUACCGAGGGGCCGGUGGCAGCUUCCAGAAGGCACAGACGGAGUGGAGCGCGGGCACUUGGCGGAACCCGCCAUCAAGGGAGGCCCAGUACAACAACUUCUCAGGCAACAGCCUGCCCGAGUACCCCACUGUGCCAAGCUACCCAGGCGGUGGCCAGUGGCCUUAGAGCCAGCCCUGCCGCUACCGUCCACCACCUCCUCCCCUUCAUUCCUGCUGCUACCCCUGGUCCUGAGGGCUGGGAGUACCUGGGGCCCCAUCCCUCCAGCUGGGAUGGUGGAAGCCGGUGGUGGCCAUGGACCACACCCCUCUUGCCAGGGCCACAGAACCCGCGUUCAUCUCAUCCGAGAGCAGAGUUCCUUGCAAGCACUCCCCAGUGGCCCUCGGCCUCUGCCGUCCACAGGACACCCUCUUGCUCCCGGAAAUGUGUGGUCACCUGCCGUGCACUGCACGGCCGGUAUGGCCUUGUCUUCAGGUCUUGAGGCCUGACUCGGGGGGACAGGUGGCAGCAGGUCGGCCGCCCUCCGGUCCUCCCAGAGCUGCUGGCGCUGAGGCCGGAGCAGCUCUGAUGGGGAGCUCCAUCUCACACCAGCUGCCCACCAUCACCAGGGCAGAUGCCCUUGGCCGGAACUAAGAAGAGGCAUCGGGGCCAGCUCCUGGUCCUCUGCAGUGAUAGAGGGGUUGGUGCCUAGCCGAGUCCUCGCUGUCUCCUCCAUCCCCUGAUCUGUGCGGUUCCAGCUUCGCCCCCUCCCCACGUUCCCCAUACCUGGGGAGCUCCUGGUCCAGGGUGUCCUGGGGCCACCCUCCUGCCCCCCCGAACCAGGGAUCCCUGGCAGGCCCUCUGUCCAUGCCCCCGCAUUCAGGACCCAGGCCAGGCCGGGAGCACAGCCGCUCCCUAACCCCGGCAAACCGGCAGAGAGCCGGUUUCCAGCAGCUGGAGCCCUGCAGGAGCAGCCGUUUGUGUUGUGUGUGUAUGUGUGUGUGUGUGUGUGUUUUUUUUUUUUUGAGACAAUUUUGCUCUGUUGCCCAGGCUGGAGUACAGUCAUGUGAUCUGGGCUCACUACAACCUCUGCCUGCCGUGUUCAAGCAGUUUUCCUGCCUCAGCCUCCCGAGUAGCUAGGGUUACAGGUGUCUGCCACCGUACCCAGCUAAUUUUUUUAUUUUUAGUAAAGAUGGGGUUUCACCAUGUUGGCCAGGCUGAUCUUGUACUCCUGACCUCAGGUGAUCCAUCUGCCUUGGCCUCCCAAAGUGCUGGGAUAAUAGGUGUGAGCCACCGCACCCAGCCUGGAGUGGCCUUUUAUGAGGAUAGGGGACCCGUCAAAUCUGUGCCUUAUGGAGGGGUCCGGCAGCGGCUACAAUUGUCCCCUCCACCCCCCGACUCACCCCAGAACACCUCCCCCAGACAUUUUCACAGCACCGUUCACAACGGUUGGGCCAAAAAGGAAUUUUUUCUUCUUCAUUUCCUGCACUUUCUGACCACGACUUUGGACACCCCAGGCUGCCGCCCCUCACCACCCGUUCACCCCCAGAAUGCUGUUGCCGUGGGACGCCUGCUGCCUGGGGCCUUCCCUGGGAUGUGGGCCAGUCCUCUCGCUGGUGCGGAAUGCCGCUGGGUUCCCCGAGGCGGCCGUGGUGUCUCGGUGGACGGCAGCCAGGAUGGAGCACCCAUGGGUCCCACGCCCAUGCUUCAGGGUCUUCAGGUCCUGCCCCCCGGCCAACCUGCCAAGAGGUACCCCCUUCCUCGGCCCCUCAGCUGCACUGAUGCAGACAGUCUCCCUUGGCAGGCCCACCCCCACCCUCCCCACUGUCUGUGGCCCCCUUGCAGCAUUGCUGGGGUUUUGUUAUGUGAAAAUAUCCUGGAAAUAAAAACCUGUUUCUGCGCUUAGA
Molecule: messenger RNA, 2545 nt
Organism: Rhinopithecus roxellana (golden snub-nosed monkey)
Lineage: Eukaryota; Metazoa; Chordata; Mammalia; Primates; Cercopithecidae
Gene: SCAMP4
Product: secretory carrier membrane protein 4
Exons: 7
Coding region: 138-827 (229 amino acids)
Biological process (GO): protein transport
Cellular component (GO): recycling endosome membrane; trans-Golgi network membrane
Source: RefSeq, a predicted model, not a curated record